GGCGUGCCGCCAAUUUUCUUUCAUUAUAAACAAUUCCUGAAGCAAACGCUCAAAAUCUAAUUCCAUGACUUCCAAAAAGACUCACUCCCAUUUCCUCUGUUUUGCUCUGAUCUUCGUUUUGGGAUUCUCAGCUUCACUUGCCUCGGCUCGUUCUCUUCCCGAGCCAUCCAUUUCGGAAAGGUUCGAGCAAUGGUUGGCUCAAUAUGGCCGCCUCUACAAAGAUACCGCUGAGAAGGAGAACCGUUUUCAAAAUUUUCAGGAAAAUGUCAAGUAUUUUGAAUCCCACAAUGCCAAUACGGGUAAAAAAUACAAGCUAGGAAUCAAUGCCUUCACAGACCUGACCAAGGAAGAGUUUAAAGCCAUGAGAAAUGGUUACAAACCACGUUCCUCAAGAAAUUUAUUCUCAUCAUCAAAAAGUUCUUCCUUCAAAUACGAAAAUGCGUCUCUGGCUGCCGUUCCACCACAGUGGAUUGGAAAAAGAAAGGAGCCGAGUUUGCUGGGCGUUCUCUGCAGUGGCAGCCAUGGAAGGGAUUACUCAGAUCACUAUGGGGAAAUUAAUCUAAAUUCGGAGCAAGAGUUGGUUGACUGUGACACAAGCGGAAUGGACCAAGGCUGUGAAGGCGGUCUCAUGGAUGAUGCUUUUGAGUUUAUCAUUUCAAACAAAGGCCUCACCACCGAAUCCAACUAUCCUUAUGAAGGAAUUAACGGAAGCUGUAACAGCGUGAAGGAAUCCAACCAUGCUGCCUGGAUCACCGGAUAUGAAGAAGUGCCUUCAAACAGUGAGGCAGCGCUGCUGAAAGCAGUGGCACAACAGCCUGUUUCAGUUGCCAUUGACGCUGGUGAAUCUGAUUUCCAGCACUACUCCAGCGGAGUGUUCACUGGUCAGUGGGGGACUGAGCUAGACCAUGGGGUGACUGCAAUUGGGUAUGGAACUCCAUCGGAUGGGACCAAGUAUUGGCUGGUGAAAAACACAUGGGGUACUAUAGUUGGGGCAUGGAGGGUUACAUAACGAUGGAGAGAGAUAUUGAUACUCCUGAGGGACUCUGCGGCAUUGCCAUGGAAGCCUCUUAUCCAACUGCUUAAGAAGCCAAGAUGCAUAUAUAAUAUUGUUGCUUUUAGCAACAUAUACAUGGUUCUCCUUUGUUUACCAUGACACCAUGAAACUAAAAUAGGAACAAGGACUAUGUACGAAGUUCCGAAGAUGUACCAUAUAUGUAUUUAUCUUGUGUAUCCAAUGUAUUCAACAACAAAUUUCACUUCUCUUUUGUAAGUUUUGAGGUAGCGUGUUUGAAUGUUUAGCCUAAUCAUACAAGUAUGCAAUGUAAACAUAAGUAAUCAAAUUUCAUUUGCCUU
Messenger RNA from Rubroshorea leprosula, 1353 nucleotides. The record is from the annotation of a GenBank genome assembly. Lineage: Eukaryota; Viridiplantae; Streptophyta; Magnoliopsida; Malvales; Dipterocarpaceae.